Podarcis lilfordi (Lilford's wall lizard) is the source of this 1158-nucleotide messenger RNA. Lineage: Eukaryota; Metazoa; Chordata; Lepidosauria; Squamata; Lacertidae. The record is from the annotation of a GenBank genome assembly.
AUGGUGGAAGACUUCGAGGUAGCCAUUUCUCAGGGCCAAUUGGCAGGUGCUGUGUCGCACGUGCUGGCAAAACCACUGCCCUUUUUCAACAGCACUCCGCUCCACAUUGCCGUAGUAGGAGAGCCCGGCUCCGGGAAGUCCUCCUUCAUCAAUGCCAUGCUGGGUCUUCGUGCUGAUGACCCACGUGCUGCUGUGACUGGCAUACAGAUGACGACUGUGCAAGUCAAGGAUUACCCACACCCGACACUUCCGCAAGUGAUCCUUUGGGACCACCCCGGAAGGGGAACGCCAACUUUUGGAGAGGACAAAUUUGAAAAGAAGGUCGAUUUGAAUCACUUUGAUUUCUUCGUCAUCGUCGGCUCCCAGCGCUUCCGCUCCACCCAUUCUGACCUGGUCCGUGAAAUCCAAGAUAUGGGCAAGAGCUUCUACUUUGUGCGCGCCAAAGCAGACCUGGAUCUGUCGGCCGCCAAGAGGCAACAGCCAUCUGACUACAAUGAGGAGAAGGUCCUCUUGCACAUCCAGGAGGACUGCAAAGAGUGCUUGGUAAGAGAAGGAGUGAGGGACCCACAAGUCUUCAUCGUCUCCAACUGGGAAGCCGACUGCUUUGACUUCCCCCUCCUGCAGGAAACGCUGAAGAACGAUCUCUUGCGGCUGAAGAGGCAAGCCUUUCUGCGCCGCUUCCCUAGCAUCUGCCUGCCUAUCUUAGAGAAAAAGAAAACCACUGUGAAGGAGAAGAUUUGGACCAAAAGGCUUUGUUUGCUGGUCGCUCUUGGAAGCCCAGUUCCCUUCCUUCUUCCCAUAUUUUUGUUUAGUAAGUUCCGCUCCUGGUGCUUCCUAGACUUUGGCCUGGACAAUCCAUCCCUUGCAGCUCUGGCCCAGCGUGUUGGAAAGACAAGCACAGCCCUUAAAGCAGCAAUGCAGUCCCUGGGAAUGUUCUCUGCCAUGUUAUGGGUGCUGCCAGACUUGGUGGGACUCUCCGUGAUGGCUUAUGAAUAUCACCGCUGGGAGCAUUUCCCCAUCUUUGGCUGCCUUCUGUCCGUUGGGAUUUCGCUUCCUCGCACCUACUUGAUGCUGCAGAAAUGCAUAUCGGGUGCUGCUGAUGACACCAAGAGGGUUUUGUCCAAAGCUCUUGAGGCAGAUGGGAAAAAGUCCAUUUAG